AGUCCUAGUUUAGUUGUGAUCAUAUCCCCAGCUGGACUCUUGAUUGUUGUUGUCAUUCAUCUGUCUCUCUCAGAGGCUGCUGGUCUGUGAAUGGGAGUGUGCUGUGGCCAACACCGCCGCCUGUGCUUCAGUCAGGACUAUGUGCUGCCCAUGUGCCACUCUGAAUGCACUGGCCAGCUGUUUGCGAGAGCAGGGAGGGUGGCACGGCCCACCGGGGGCGCGGCGGGAACCGGGCGAUGCCCCCUCCGUUCCGGAUCGCCGUGCUGGGAGCUCCAGGGGUGGGCAAGACGGCCAUUGUGCAGCGCUUUCUUCACGAUGACUACAGUGAGGUGGCCUUGUCCAGUAAGACCCGGCGGGUGCAUCUUUCUGCCGCAGUGCUCAAUGGUCAUGUGCAUGACCUUCAGAUCACAGAUUAUCCAGCCAUCAGCAGCUUUCCUGGCAGCACUCUGCAGGAAUGGUCAGAUGUUUGCUGUCGAGGCAUUCGAAGUGCUCACGUCUACGUUCUGGUGUACGACAUCUGCUGUUUCGACAGCUUUGAGUACGUCAAGACCAUGCGGCAGCAGAUCAUAGAAACCAGGUAUGUGAUGAAGUUAUGGGAUCAGAAAAAUGUCAAUCCGUAA
This is a messenger RNA of Danio rerio (zebrafish), 620 nucleotides long. NCBI's taxonomy places the organism in Eukaryota, Metazoa, Chordata, Actinopteri, Cypriniformes, Danionidae. The record is from RefSeq and is a predicted model, not a curated record.